CAUAUAACUAGCAAUUGGGAUAGAAUUAUUAUCAUUCUGUCUGUGUUUUUGAUUCAUCAACUUCAAAAUGAAUAUUCCUCCUCCUUCAUCUUCAUCUUCUUCUAUGAAGAAAGCUAUUUCCACGGCAGCCUCGGUUGCUGCUACUGUUGUGUUAAUCCAAACGAUUUCCCGUGACUUAAUCCCCGACGAGGUCCGUUAUUAUCUAAAACUAGGCAUCAAAACAAUCUACAAAUCAAUCUCAUCCGAAAUCACCCUCAUCAUUGAAGAACUCGAUGGCCUUGGCUUCAAUCAGUUCUACAAAGCCGUUGAACUCUACUUAGGCUCUAAGAUCUUCCAAUCCACCUCUAAUUUCAGAAUCACCAUGCCCGACAAGGAUUCCAACAUCUACACUUCAAUGGCCGAGGAUGAAGAGAUGCUCGAUUAUUUCAACGCCGCAAAAUUCAAAUGGAGACAUUUCACGCCAAGGACCAAAUCGAGGCAAUCGUCCAGUUCCGAUGGAGAUAUCUCCUCAUGGCAAACGGGUACUAGUUAUUACACACUUGUUUUUAAUAAAAGACACAAACAGUUGGUCUUCGAUUCUUAUUUCCCAUUUCUACUUGAGGAAUCUCGAAAAAUUAAGGAACAGAGGAAGACCCUUAAGAUCUUUACUCUUGGUAACCAGAAUUCGAGAAGAUUCUCUGGCGAUGGUAAAUCCUGGACCGGUGUUAAUUUGGACCAUCCUGCAACUUUUGAGAAAUUGGCGAUGGAUCAAGAUAUGAAGAAGAUGAUUAUUGAAGAUUUGAAUUUGUUCAUAAGGAGGAAGGAGUUUUAUAGAACUGUGGGGAAGGCUUGGAAGAGAGGAUACUUGCUUUAUGGUCCUCCUGGCACCGGAAAAUCGAGCUUGAUCGCUGCGAUUGCGAAUUAUCUGAGUUUUGAUAUCUAUGAUCUCGAGCUGACCUCUAUUCAAGAUAAUGCGGAUUUGAGGAGACUGUUGAUUUCGACUGCUAACAAAUCGAUUCUGGUUGUUGAAGAUAUCGAUUGCAGCCUUGAUCUAGACGACAAUCAGCGAGGCGUUGUGAACUCGAAUGAAGCGCCUCAAACCAUAAAGAUAGUCAAGAAAGACAAAACAAAGCAAGUAACAUUAUCGGGAUUAUUAAAUUUCAUUGACGGGUUAUGGUCAAGUUGUUCUGGGGACGAGCGGAUAAUCGUGUUCACCACGAAUCACAAAGAACGGUUGGACCAAGCUCUGUUACGUCCGGGUCGAAUGGACUUGCACAUCCACUUGUCAUAUUGCACGUUUUGUGGAUUUCAAAUUCUUGCUAAAAAUUAUUUGGAUUUGAGUGAACAUGUUUUGUUUGAUGAUGUGAAAUCAUUGUUGGAGAAGGCUAUGGCAACUCCUGCUGAAAUUGCGGAACAACUACUGAAGAACGAGGAUUCUAAGAUUGCGCUAAGAGGGUUAAUCAAAUUCUUAGAAGAAAAGAUCACACAAAAUGAAGAGAAUGAAUCUAUGAGAAGAAAGGAGGAAGAAGAGAAACUUAAAGAAAAGGAUUGCCAAGUUGAAGAUGAGAAACUUAAAGAAAAAAAUGGUCAAGUUGAAGACAAUAAUUGCGGUAAAGAAGAAGAAAUUAAGAUUUGAGUUUGUCUAUUUAUCUUUUUCCAUUAUUUAAAAAAAAAUUGUAUUAUUGGAAUAUGCAAGACUUUUAUCAUAAUAAUGAGUUGCUUAAAAAAAAAAAAAAGUAUAAUCAAGCUUAGA
Messenger RNA from Impatiens glandulifera, 1732 nucleotides. Its product is annotated as AAA-ATPase At3g50940-like. The transcript is spliced from 2 exons. Gene Ontology annotation, molecular function: ATP binding; ATP hydrolysis activity. The record is from RefSeq and is a predicted model, not a curated record. Lineage: Eukaryota; Viridiplantae; Streptophyta; Magnoliopsida; Ericales; Balsaminaceae. The coding region runs from base 68 to 1615 and encodes 515 amino acids.